This is a messenger RNA of Ctenopharyngodon idella (grass carp), 6604 nucleotides long. It is a transcript of the gene olig2, whose product is annotated as oligodendrocyte lineage transcription factor 2. The transcript is spliced from 9 exons. NCBI's taxonomy places the organism in Eukaryota, Metazoa, Chordata, Actinopteri, Cypriniformes, Xenocyprididae. Bases 5025 to 5843 code for a protein of 272 amino acids. Gene Ontology annotation, molecular function: DNA-binding transcription factor activity; protein dimerization activity. The record is from RefSeq and is a predicted model, not a curated record. Gene Ontology annotation, biological process: oligodendrocyte cell fate specification; regulation of DNA-templated transcription; myelination.
AUAUAUAUAUAUAUAAAUAUUAUUUAUUUAUUUUUUCCUGAUUUGGAGCUCAAGAAACUUCUUAUUAUCAGUGUUGGAUAGUGUCUUAAUAUUUUUGUGAAAACUGAUACUUUCUCACUGCCGCCUCUGCUGUUUUUUGAUCUGAUAGCGUCAAUAUCUGGACUGGUUUCCCUCUUUUCAGUUGUAUUCAGGUCAGGUCAGGCAGAUGAGUCUCCCCACUGGUUACUUUAGACUUCCCUCUUUCUGAUGGAGGCCAGUUCUCAGACCAGGGAAUCUAGUUCUUCUGUUCCCAGGCACGGCCUUCUUUGAUGGGGAUUUCUCCCACCCACCUCUCAUCAGCCUACCCACUUCCCACAUCCUUCCAAAGAGGCUGGGCAAACAAGACCCCGCGUUCUGCCAAUUUGUUCGUACAAAACGUGGGGAUUUGGGGGCCUGCAGACACUCUUACACAGACAAAUGGUAAGUAUUUGCUUGGCAGUCUGAGAUUCCUCACCCCCACCCCUACUACGCAUUAACACACACUCACUUGGUGCUUUCUCUACACUCUCGGACAACUGGUUUCUUUAUGCUGACUGUCAAAAAAUGGCCUUGAAAGUACGAAUUGUUUUUUUUUUUUUUUUUUUUUUCCCAAGCUCUUUCGCGUUGGUUUUUGCAAGUUACUCAUCAUGGCCAUGCUGUUCAGUUAGGACAACCAGUUUUACCCGUUUGUGUCAGUAACAGAAUUCAAGCAGAUCGUUCUUGAAUUUAAGAUGUUCAAACUGGUCUAAGACAUCAAAAAAUUACCUUAUUUUGUUUUAGUUUCAUUCUCAACAUUUUUUUUUUUUCAUAAUUAAUUGUACCUUUCCUCCCAUUCUCAAGCUGUAGUAGGGUAGUAAUCAUCUCAAAUAAUGUUUUUGUACUACAUGGAACUAAUUAGUUAUUUUUAGUUGAGGGAAAUUGUUUUACAUAUGCAUGUUCCUUGUGUUUGUGUUGCCAUUGUUUUAACACAUGAGUUUGAAUAUUUAACCAUAAUUCAAACAUGGUGUGAUGUUAAGCAUUCAGCUCAAAUUUGUAAAGUUUGGGUUGUGGUCACAUCCACAUCUUGACUAUUUUUUUUUUUUUUUUUUUUUUUUUAAAUUUCAGUUGGACAUCAUCCGAGUACUCAUAGUAUACUAGGUCUAGUUGCUUUGAGUAUAAACACUACUUAUACUACACAAUUAUGUGGAAUAUUACAGAAAUAAGUAACUUUUCUCAAGUAGUUGUUUUAGGCUCCAUCUGUCCUGAGAUAAAAUGUGGACCGUGUGAGCGUUUCUGACAGCCUGUGGGAUGUAAAUAGGCUGAGGUCUCAGUGUAUUAUUGUGAGUGGGCCAGUCUAUCAGGGGCCGGACUGAGGCCUGAGGCCCCGCAGUCCUCAUGGCAUCCUGAUCAGAGGAUUAGCAGCAUACAGCCGCAGGUCAAGAGCAUGCCAGUCACACACACACUUGUCAUUUCCCUUUCUCUCACAAACACCUUCGCUUUCACACACGUACGCCCGGAGAGAGCAUUUCUCAACCGCUCACACUUAUGCAGAAGAGGCCUGUUUGAUAGCAGGCUGCGGAUUAGGUUCUGUGUUCUCUUUUAUUCUUAUUCUGAUUGGCUUAUGCUCCUUGAGAGGCUUUUUACUACAGUGAGGUCGUACUAGUCCAUACAAUGAAAGGGGAUUUUUUUCUCAUGACAUCAUAUUCCCCCAGCCUACCCCAUUUGAAAGAUUUGUUAGAAAUAAUCAUGUUUGAUCCAUAAAAAGAGUUGGUUGUAAAAAUGUAGCCUAGUUUUAUAUGUCUGUUCUCAAGUAAUAAAUAAAUAACCCACAAUUCUACUCCAAACUUUAACCACAACCACUUUAUAAAUGUGACAGCUGGUCAGUGUCGGGCCGAACCGUUCCAGUUCCAGAAUAUAGGGGUGGGCUGGUGUUUGACCAGAGAAGCGUGUCCUGUCUGUUAGUGUACCCCUGCACUGACCCCUGUCCAUCCCUCAAUAGUACAACGCCUUGUUGCCCCCAGCAUGAGGUCCCAGCAUCCCCUAGUUGUGAUAGUGGGGGGCACACAGCAAGGGGCCUUAGAGAGGAUGCAGAAUUAGCAGCUAAAAUGGAGACUCACAUUUCCAUAUGCAUGCCACUGACAAGUGUUCUACUGAAAAACCCGGUACCAAUACGUGCACAAGGUGGCCCAAUCCAACAAGAUGGGGUGAAGAAGGGGGAGCUGGAGGGGGGUUGAGCUUUAAAGGGGACUGCAAUAUUGUACUAAUUCGUGCAAGAGACUCUCUAUCAAAGCGAAAGACAUACGGUAAUUAACGAGGGGUGAGGGGGGGAAAGAGAGGAAAGAAAGAGCAGGAAGAAAGAGUUUGGGAGCAAAAGGGACAGGGAUGCUGAUUUUGACGUGUAAAUGCUGUGGUGAUUAGCAUGUGGUGGUUUGUCCAGACCUGGUAUUUACCGGCAGAAUUGAAUGCGUGUGCGGCGUGGAUGUGACUUUGUCCCCCCUAAAUUUCUACAGCCACCUUUUCAGAUACAGCCUUCCCCCACUCUGAAGACCCCCUCACCUUUCAGUUUCUUUUCUUACCUCUUUUCUAUGGCCAUUGCCUUUUUCUGCCCUCUUUCUCAAUGGUGUGAAUGUAUAAUAUAAAGGUUGUUACCAACGGCUGGGCCGAUUCUUCUUCUUCUUUUUUCUCCUCCUUCCUCCUUUUUUUUUUUUUUUUUUUUUUAAUAAAGAUCAGUCUUGUCCAGCAAUGAAUGAUCAGCCGACAGAAAUUCUAUAAUUAAUUAAAAUAAUUUUAUAAUCUUAUUAUCAUGGGUUUUGGAUACAGUUUAAUAAAGUGUUAAUUAUGUUUUUAUUUAUAACAUCUAUUAUCUAUAUGUCUUUUAUAUUUUUAUUUACUUUUUAAAAAAUAUUUGUUUACUUAUUACUAAAUUAUUUGUUAUUAUUAUUUUCAUUAUUAAUGAAAUGGUGUGUUACAUGAUCAGACAUCUGUGCCUCUGUCCUCUCGCAGUAAGGUAAAGUAUUUUACACUUUUCUCUGGGACUGAAAAAGAGCAGAGCAGGUCACCCAGUGUGGUGCCUCUCAUCUUUUGUGUGCUGGUUUCCCUGUGCCAGCUUUCUGCUGUCACAUUAGUGCAUGUCAAAUCCAGGAGAUCACAUGCAAAUGUACUCUUGGACUUUUAGCUUUUUAGCUUGCUUCCUUUGCAAACAGGAUGUACUUUUUGGUCUUUCAAACAGAUUCGGUAAGUGUCAUCAUGUUUGUCUUGCUUUGCUAAGUGUCUCUCUGGGAUGUUUUGGAGCAAUUAUUUACACCUGCUGCAAUGGGUAAGUGGGAGCAAGAAUCCUUCAUCAUCUAAUGAACCGUUGGCAGACCCUCACUGAAUAUUUCCCUCUGGCCAGAGGAAUAGGAUAUAUGUAAGUACGAACUGUGUGUGAUUGUGUAUUUUGUGUGGGUAUCUGUCAGACGAUCAGUGUGAGUGGUCAUCCUGUUACGGGUCAAAGUUCAUGGUCAUCAAUGGUUGAGGUGGACGGCUCUCCAUCUGGUGGGGACUCGGCCUCUGAGGGUCAGGGCUAAAAAGUGUCUGCAAGUGUGUAGCUUGUCUUCAGAAGUUUAGUUUGUGUGUGAUAGAACAAGUGUGUGAAUCACAUGUCCAUGUGUGUCCUGUGUGAGGUCUAAAGGCCUCUUCAGUUUACAGUGUGUUUAGAGGCAAAUUUAGCCCGAGGCUGUACUGAAUGCUCCAAUCACACACAACAAUACCUGUCAAGCCAUUUGACCAUUGACAAAAACACUGCACUUCUCUCUCUCUGGCAGGUAGAUCUUUGGUGCUGCAGCUGCAUGUCAUGAAUUGAAUGAAAGCAGGCACUUGAGCAACUGUGUGCAGCCAGUAAAAAGGUUUCAAUAUUUAGCAAGACCUGGAACAGCACAAUGUAGGAGCAUUAGUAUGCUAAUGAGGUGCAGGGCGACAGGUGGCCCGCUAGACAGCUCAAUUAAGCAGCUCGUUAAAGGCCAAGCUAACGAAGCGGCCUGCACUGCAAGCCUCAACAAACAAUGUGACUGUGCCGGCUACAAAUUGGUGAAAUGUAACUGAAUGUGCCAAGAAGAGCAGAUGGGUUGGUGAGAGAAGAGAAUAAAGGAAAAGUUGCUGCAAAAGAGUCCUGAGAAGAGUAUAAUUUUGGGUGUAUCAGGGUGUGUGUCAGAUCUUUGUGUAAAGGUUUGCAGAUCCUCUUCAAAGUACUUCAGAUGACAAGGGACCCCUCUUAAAAACACAAGCCUGAACUCUUCAGUUUAAGAGCCCUGCUGCUUCCAGCAGAAUAUCCACAGGAAGUGCCACCCAUUCUUUGAAGAUGUUCAGGUUUUGGUGAACAAUCAGUGUGAGGCUGACAUAAAUGAUCUCGACCCCUGGCUGCUGUGAAAGUUCGGGAUGCAGAGGAGGGAUGGAGAGAUGCAUACCUCCUAAAGAAUCUGGGCAGAGACAAUAGAACAGCGCACAGGCACUUGGGGAACAGAAGGGUGACACAGAGGGCAGCUCUCACCCACAACAACUCUCCUCCUUUGAAAACAAAACCCCAACCUGUUACUGCUUCAGCCUGCCUGUGGGAGGGGAUGCUCGUAAUAAAGCUGCCAGCCCCCUCAUUAGACAUCACGAGGUUGGAGGGAAGAUUAGCAGGAUUAAGACUGGCUCACAUAUGCUGCUCUUCACUAUUGGCAUUCAACACAACAUAAGCCCAACUGCCACCCAGACGGGGAGAGAAAGAAAGAUGUAGAGGAUUUUUGGACCCCCACCCACUUGUGCUCAUUGGUUCUUGACGGGCUGUCGGAAAAGCGUUGACAUUGUCCCGGUGACUUGCCCCCGGGUGAUAGGGAGGAGGGACCUACUAUAAAAUACCCCUCGUCACUCUCGGGCGUGCCAAACACAAACAGUGCACGAGUGAACUGGAAUAACGAGUGAAUUCUGCAAAGCUGCACACCAACAGGCGCUUGCACCUGCUACCGGAAUAUUGACAUCUGCGAGAAGCUGAGAGCGCACUGAACAUCAUGGACUCCGACACGAGCCGAGUGUCCAGUAGACCUUCUUCUCCUGAAGGCGAUGAUCUCUUCCUGUCCGCAGUCAAGAAGUCCGUCGGUUUCUCCGGCGCCGUCUCCUCCACGCAGAGCGAUUCUCCUCCGGAGUUAAGAGGCGCAGAUCUGCGUGGCGUCUCCAGCGCCGAUGAGGACGCAGUGGCUCUGAAGAUGCUCUCCAAAAAGGACCGUAAACUUCUAUCUGAGAACGAACUACAGAGUAUGCGCCUCAAGAUCAACAGCCGCGAGAGGAAGCGCAUGCACGACCUCAACAUCGCCAUGGACGGGCUCCGGGAGGUCAUGCCCUACGCCCACGGGCCAUCCGUGCGCAAGCUCUCCAAAAUAGCCACCCUGCUGCUCGCGCGCAAUUAUAUCCUUAUGCUGAGCAACUCGCUGGAGGAGAUGAAACGGCUUGUGAGCGAGAUCUACGGCGGAGGGAGCGGGGCCCAUCACGCCGGUUUCCACCCGUCCGGUUGUGGCACCCUUACGCACGCGGCGGCCGCUCCGUUACCGGGUCACCCUGCUGCUGUCUCGCAUUCCUCUCACCCGGUACAUCAUCCUCUGCUACCACCAGCAGUCUCCACUGCCGCAUCUCUCUCUGGCCCGGGUCUGACAGCCGUCAGGCCGCAUCACGGACUCCUCAAGGCACCAUCGGCCUCAGGGCCACUCGGCGCUGGUUUCCAGCACUGGGGUGCCGGAAUCCCGUGUCCGUGUAGCAUGUGCCAGGUGCCUCCGCCUCAUGUGUCUGGUAUGAGCACCGUCAGCAUGCCACGACUGACCAGUGACUCAAAAUAAAGUACUGAACUUUGAUAAAAGAACUCUGAGAAGGAACCAUAGACUUUUAUAUAUAUAUAAAAACUGUAUUAUCUCGUGUUUAUCAGUUUAUGACUGAACAAUUUGCAAAGCACAAAUAGAUCUGAAGCGAAGAAGAAUGGAUCAAAGCCACUAACAUAGAGUUUUCUAACACUUUAGAGAUAUUAGGGUUUACUAUCCAUGUGCAUUUUUGUGUAUGAAGUUUGUUAUCAUUACUCUUUUUAGCCUUCAAUCCUGGGACUGCGACGAAAGAUAAGAUUAAAAUAAAUCCGGCCAAUUUAUGCUUCAGUUAAAGAGGGCUAAAUAGUUUAAUGGGCUAUUAAACGAAAUUAUUCAUUAAAAAGUCUUAUGGUUUUGAAAAACAUAAUAUGACUGUAUAUUGUGUAAAUAUGUAGAUAGCGAUUGUACAGUUUGAGAGAUUUUAUAUUACCUUCCCCAGUUUAGGCUAUUUGGGGUCAGAAUUCAUUUGCCAAGCGCUGUCUGUAACACGAAAGAUGCACCUCUCUCUCUCUCUCUCUCUCUCUCUCUCUCGAUCACUUUAGUUUUCUGGCUUUCCAUCUUUGUUAUUUUUAUUUCUUCUUUCUGCACAAGCUUACCCGUCAUUGCCGAUGCGAAGAAUGAUCAACUUUUAUUUUUUAUAAUAAAGUGCAAAAUGAUAUUUAUUUACUUAUUUUGAUGGUAUUUUCAAAUUAAUGUGCGGUGAAUGUUUGAGUCAUAACUGUAAAAUAAAUGUUUUAAAAUGA